Molecule: messenger RNA, 1503 nt
Organism: Striga asiatica
Lineage: Eukaryota; Viridiplantae; Streptophyta; Magnoliopsida; Lamiales; Orobanchaceae
Source: the annotation of a GenBank genome assembly
GCAAUUUUUACAACCCGUUUAUGGGCGCCAAAUGGAAUUUACCUAAACAUGGUUGAGCAGGUGCCAGGCGUCAGCACAACCGCCGGUCAAGCUUUCGACUGUUCCAAGGAAACAGCAAAACCGUACCGCUCUUAAUGAAAUCAAACCAAUAGUUUGCUGGGCUCUCUUAUUCAUUUAUCUUUCUGCGAUUUUGGUAUCUGUAGGUAUGCCAUUUUGCUUCCUUUUCGUGUGAAGUUAUACUCUGUAAAAUGUGCAUUCGCCCGAUGAUUUAGUUGGUCGUAAUUCCAAAAAGGGGGAAAAGAUAAAAUGUCGUUCAAAAAACCACAAGCAAGUGGUCCAGAAAGGUCUCAAGAAGAGGAGCAAGCAAAGAUAAAUGAUGUUCGGAAGAUGAUUGGUCCGAUUGCGGAUAAAGUUCCUUGUCAGUGUGACGAUGCAUCGAUACGAAGGUUUCUUAGAGCAAGAAAUUGGAACACCAAAAGAACAGCCAAGAUGUUGAAAGAGGCCAUCAAGUGGCGUAUACAGUACAAGCCGGAAAAGAUUCGAUGGGAUGAUGUUGCUCAAGAAGCUCAGACGGGGAAAAUUUACAGAGCCAAUUAUGUUGAUAAACAAGGAAGGACUGUUCUCGUCAUGAGACCUGGAUUCCAGAACACAACCUCUGUGGAAGGGCAAAUAAAAUACUUAGUAUAUUGCAUGGAGAAUGCAAUAGCGAACCUUGACCAUGGUCAAGAGCAGAUGGUAUGGCUAAUUGACUUUCAACAGUGGACCAUGGCUUGCAUAUCCGUGAAGGUCACUCGUGAAACAGCUCGUGUGCUGCAGGACCAUUAUCCCGAGAGGCUCGGGAUCGCGAUUCUCUACAAUCCCCCCAAAGUCUUCGAGUCCUUCUGGUUGCUCGUGAAGCCGUUUUUGGAGCACAAGACGUACAAGAAAGUGAAGUUUGUGUACUCGGACCACCCACCGAGCAUGAAGGUGAUGGAGUCCUUGUUCGACUUGGACAAAUUGGAAUCCGCUUUUGGCGGGAAAGGAACCGAGGCCUUCGACUACGAGAAAUAUGCCGUGCGCAUGAAGGAAGAGGAAAGACAGCCCGUGCCCUCGGAGCACACGAGCGAAAUACACGACUCGGAUUUCUUGGUCUCGGACGUUGGCUCCGAGGUCUCGGACACCGAAUCGGACAAUUACGAAGCCGGGCCUGGAUUGGAGGCCCUCGAGGAGAUUCAACGCCUGCAGCAGCUCGACUGCAAGGGCGAAACCGACAAUUCGGGUGCAGCGAAGAAGUGAAGAAAGCAUGGUUUUACAAGGGGGAUGGAGUUGACUAAUGAAAAUCAAGUGAUCAUAACUCAUAAGUAGCUAUUCUUAUUUUCCACAUUUUACACAUCUUUUUUUUUUCAAUUCAAGCAAUAAAUUACCAUUAUUUUUAUUCUAUUGAGUAUUGACUGUGAGCUCCUAAUUCUAUAUCCUGAGUGUAGUUUCUUUCAACAGUUAAUCAAUAAUGUUGAUUUUUAUUUA